Dermacentor andersoni is the source of this 1574-nucleotide messenger RNA. RefSeq names its product protein obstructor-E-like. The record is from RefSeq and is a predicted model, not a curated record. Gene Ontology annotation, molecular function: chitin binding. NCBI's taxonomy places the organism in Eukaryota, Metazoa, Arthropoda, Arachnida, Ixodida, Ixodidae. Gene Ontology annotation, cellular component: extracellular region.
GGCCAACGGCGCGGCGCCCGGUACACUUACGCUGAGACGCCCGGUGCCAGUCGACCUGCGAUGCUCUCGCUGCUGCUCUGCGUUCUGCUCGCCGCCUGUGCGCCCUACGUGGGUGGCCAGAAAUCUGAUGACUUCCAGUGCCCGGACCAGUUUGGCUUCUACCCGCACCACAAGAGCUGCGACAAGUAUUACGCCUGCAGUAACGGCACCGCGUCCCUCAAGACGUGCGGAAACGGGCUGGUCUUCGACGACGUCGACCCACUGAGGGAGAACUGCGCCUACCCGUUCUCCGUCAACUGCGGGGACCGGACGGAUCUCGAGCCGCCGAUCAGCACGCCCAACUGCCCGCGCCUGUACGGCAUCUUCCCGGACAGCCACAACUGCCGCGUGUUCUUCUCCUGCUGGAACGGUGAAAGCUCGCGCUACGAGUGCCCACCGGGGCUGGCAUACGACAACGACCAGCGCGUGUGCGUGUGGGCCGACUUGGUGGACCGCUGCGACCAGCGCGAGGUAGCUGAAGGCUUCGUGUGCCCCGACCCAGCCGAGGUGGACCAGCCGGGCGUGUUCACCCGCCAUGCUCACCCGACCGACUGCCGCAAGUUCUACGUGUGCAUCGAGGGACAGGCGAGACCAUACGGCUGCAGCCUUGGCACCGUCUUCAACGUCGACUCGCUCCAGUGCGAUGACCCCGAGAAUGUCCAGGGAUGUGAAAACUACUAUGGUGACCUCGAUGUGAAGACGCUGAAGAAGGCCCAGACGCACAAGAAGGGCAGCCGCCAAUCGUCGUCAGACGAGGCCUCGUCUUCGUAGUAAAGCAAUCCACGGCGGUCACACCACGAGUGUCUGCUACACAACGCGCCCACCCGUCCGAAUUCUGCGCUGUGCCUGCUGCUCCUCCCUGCAGGACUCUGAUGCCCCCCGCCCCUUACGCCCACCUCACGCCCCUUUAAGGGACCCAAGUCGCACGCUGUCGCUUCAUUCGCGGUAUCUUGACCAACUCCUGUCGACCGAGAAACGCCCGCAGUUUAUCGAGUACCCAGGAGAGCCGGCUCGUUACGCAUGCGCAAUUUGUCUUUGACGUGUGCAUUCAAGCUGAUGAGUAUGCCUGGCGUGUGCUCCUCUUUAUGCGCAGAUGGCUUUACUGCAAGGAGCGUGCAUGUGAACGCAUUUUCUCAAACACAUGGAAACUCUCUAGCCAUAUAGAAAUUUCGGCUGCUAGCGAAAUACUCUUAAUGCAAAAAUGCUUAGUGACUCGGCAAUAGGCCACGGACCUCCAAGAGACAAGGGAAUGAAGUGCGCAUCUGUUGUAUUUUUGUGGGGGCGGUGAGCACGUUUUGCUGUCUCCUAAUGCUUGCACUGGAGGAGCUUCAGUCACGUACCAUUUUUCAAAGUGCAAUCACACGCGAUGUCCUAUUCAGAUAAGAAAUAAAAAAGCAUAGCACAUGUGUCUAGAGGGCAUCAUGAUUACUUGCCCAAGUAUUGCAAUACCGAGCGCUCAGGGACGCUCGAUUUCGGCUGUAUUUCACUCCCCUUUCCUCAAUAAAAAUAUCUCUCCGCACAAGGACAAUUCUUUA